AUGGCUAAUAAGAACUCUGAUGAGAAGAUACCAGAUCUCCCAGAAUCAUCACCACAAUUGUCGUCACCACAGAUCCCAGCUCAUGUGGUCCGUGAAGACGAAGAUGAAGACAUGAUUGGGGACCAAAACAAUUCUCAAACAUGCAGGCAGCAAAAUUUAAAAGCUGCUAAGAUACAACAAUAUCAGAAUAAUAAGGAGCUACAUAAACAGUACAUGAGGCUACUGCAGUGUAUAUUCAAGUUCAGAUUUUGUGUUGGAAAGGACAAUAAAUAUGCAUUACAUGAGCUUGCCACAAGGCGUGAUAUGAUUGCAUUUAACAGGGGUGAUGACAAAGUGUCUGGACCUAACCAAGAAGACUUGAAGUUUGACAUGAACAGUGAUUCAUCAUUUGAGUGGAAUCACAAAAUAUUCCAGUACCUGCUGGAAGACUUUAAAUGA
Messenger RNA from Serpula lacrymans var. lacrymans S7.9, 438 nucleotides. RefSeq lists its product as uncharacterized. Bases 1 to 438 code for a protein of 145 amino acids. The transcript has 3 exons. The record is from RefSeq and is a predicted model, not a curated record. NCBI's taxonomy places the organism in Eukaryota, Fungi, Basidiomycota, Agaricomycetes, Boletales, Serpulaceae.